Molecule: messenger RNA, 2753 nt
Organism: Gopherus evgoodei (Goodes thornscrub tortoise)
Lineage: Eukaryota; Metazoa; Chordata; Testudines; Testudinidae
Gene: WDR70
Product: WD repeat domain 70
Exons: 18
Coding region: 99-2087 (662 amino acids)
Biological process (GO): regulation of DNA double-strand break processing
Cellular component (GO): nucleus; site of double-strand break
Molecular function (GO): protein binding
Source: RefSeq, a predicted model, not a curated record
CGGCCAGUCACUUCCGGCCAAGGACGCCCGGCAGCAGGAAAGGGUUAAGUUUAAAUUGGCGGUCGCUGCGCGGAGUCGGUAGGGGAGAAGAUCUGGCGAUGGACACAGAGGAGAUCGUUGGGGCAGGGGCGCUGGCGGCUGAGGCGUCUCAUGUGGAGCUGGUGGGAGAACCUGAUCCAGAGCUGGCAGCCACGAUGGGCUUCUCAGGCUUUGGAAAGAAAGCUCGAACGUUUGACUUGGAAGCAAUGUUUGAACAAACUCGAAGAACUGCAGUGGAAAGAAGUAAAAAGAUGCUGGAAGCCCGUGCAAGAGAAGAGGAAGCCCAGAAAGAAAAAGAACUGAGAAGCCAACAUGAAGAUAUUGAUUCAGCAACUUCAGGCUCAAGUGUGAUGGGAGCUUGCUCUGCAUCAACUUGCAGAGAGGCAGAAAGUAGUGAAAGUGAAGAUGGGUCAAAUGAAGAAUUAAUUGGUCCUCCUUUGCCAUGCCAAACUUCCAUUCAAGGACCAGCGGAGGAGGAGGAGGAGGAUGAUGAAUUUAUUGGGCCACCACUUCCACCAGGUUAUAAGGACAGUGAUGAUGACGACGACGAUGACGACAUGCAAGAGGAAGAUAAUAACCCUAUCAAGAAAAUUCCAGACUCUCAUGAAAUUACACUCCAGCACGGGACCAAAACUGUAUCUGCUUUGGGUUUGGAUCCUUCAGGUGCCCGUUUGGUAACUGGAGGGUAUGACUAUGAUGUUCGGCUUUGGGACUUCGCUGGAAUGGAUGCAUCUCUUCAAGCUUUUCGAUCACUUCAGCCUUGUGAAUGUCACCAAAUCAAAUCUUUACAGUAUAGCAGCACGGGAGAUGUCAUUCUUGUUGUGUCUGGUAACUCUCAAGCUAAAGUUCUUGACAGAGAUGGCUUUCCAGUAAUGGAAUGUAUUAAAGGAGACCAGUACAUUGUGGACAUGGCAAACACCAAGGGUCAUACAGCAAUGCUUAAUACAGGCUGUUGGCAUCCCAAAAUAAAAGAAGAAUUUUUGACUUGUUCCAAUGAUGGGACUGUGAGGACAUGGGAUGUUAACAAUGACAAAAAGCACAAAGGUGUGUUUAAACCACGGUCAUUUCAAGGUAAACGAGUGAUUCCUACAACUUGCACAUAUAGCAGAGAUGGUAAACUUAUUGCAGCUGGCUGCCAAGAUGGCUCCAUCCAGAUCUGGGACAGGAAUAUGAAUGUUCAUACAAAGUUCCACUGCAGGCAGGCACAUGCUCCUGGCACAGAAACUUCAUGCUUGACGUUUUCCUAUGAUGGUACUGUCCUUGCUAGUCGAGGAGGAGAUGAUACAUUAAAAACAUGGGAUAUCAGGCAAUUUAAAAAACCUAUUAACUCAGUUGAAGGUCUGUCCAGCUUCUUCCCAAUGACAGAUUGCUGUUUCAGCCCAGAUGAUAAGUUAAUUGUCACGGGCACCUCUAUUAAGAAAGGAGGUGGCAAUGGGAAGCUUAUUUUCUUUGAACGGGAGACGUUCCAGAAGGUGUAUGAAAUAGAAGUCACAGAUGCUAGUGUUGUGCGUUGUCUUUGGCAUCCCAAGCUAAACCAGAUCAUGGUUGGUACAGGAAAUGGAUUGGCUAAAGUAUAUUAUGAUCCAGUCAAAAGCCAGAGAGGAGCAAAACUAUGUGUGGUUAAAACAAAACGAAAAGCCAGACAGGCAGAGACUCUUACACAGGAUUACAUUAUAACACCUCAUGCCCUUCCAAUGUUUCGUGAACCACGGCAACGAAGUACCAGGAAACAGUUGGAAAAGGAUAGGCUGGAUCCUCUGAAAUCUCACAAACCAGAACCUCCAGUAGCAGGACCAGGUCGUGGGGGCCGUGUUGGAACUCAUGGAGGUACAUUGUCAUCAUACAUAGUCAAGAAUAUUGCAUUGGAUAAGACUGAUGAUAGCAACCCCCGAGAGGCCAUUUUACGACAUGCAAAGGAAGCUGAGGAUAACCCCUACUGGGUUGCUCCAGCCUAUUCUAAGACUCAACCAAAAGCAGUUUUUGCAGAAGUGGAAUCGGAGGAAGAUGAAACAGACAAUAAGCCAGAGUGGAAAAAACGUAAAAUAUGAAGAACUUGAUUUGGGGAGGGUGACUGUGGAUUCAAAACAAAGUGGAGAGUUUUUUCAUUAUGCAAUAAAAGGUUGAAUUCUUUACAAACAGAAAUUCUUUUAAUGCAUUGCACAGUUUGGAACAAGCCAACAGAAGAUGAUUGUUGCAUUACAGUUGACUAGAAUUGUUGAUCUGCCUUUUGUAAUAAGGAGUUAAUUAUAUUAUGCAGAAAUCUUAUGUCAUUUUCUUAACUUUUGAUUUAUAAAAAAAGUAUUUGUUUGUAAUUUUUAACCAGAAUACAUCUUCGAUGAUUAAUGAGAGAGCAGCAUUUUACUGUAAUAUUCCAUCUGAGGAUUUUAAGUAAGAACAUAAAAACUGGAGUUUUUCGGGCUUCUUUUAUUUAUUCCAAUAACAUCUAUCAAGCUGUGUUAAAAGGUCAUGGUUUCACAUUUUUUAGGAAUAUCAAUUUAGGAUAAUUCUUCAGCAUCAGGUUUGUUUAGCUGAUGUGCUAGUUUCGUAAAACAUCAAAUAUUUUCUAGUAUUUAUGGCUUAUCUGAAAUAAGUUCUUUUGAAUUGUACAGUAUCUCACAUUACUGGUAAAGAUUUUAUUUUAUAAGCCAUAUGGAGUAAGAAUGUACAAUUCUGUAUAUUUAUCUUAAUUAAAACAUUGUACACUUGUUACUUUU